CGCUGUUGGAGUCGCGCGGCGCGGAGGCCACCGGCGGGAGAGUGUGCCCAAGGGCUGCGCACCGCGUCUCAGACCCGGGACCCAGGGCGGCUGCGUCGCCGGGACCCCCGGGAACACCAGGUCAGUCCUGAGCGGUUCUCAGCCGCCACGAAGGUGAGACGGUGGGGUAUUAACCACCCUUCAUCGGCGGUUUUUGUGAGUACAUGGUACCUUCCCAAGUCACUUAUCCGAACCCGCACUCGGCACAUGCACAGGUUGCGUGCCCUUUAGGUGUCUGUGUAGUGAGGCGGCUCUGACUCUCGGCGUUUUGCCCGAAGGUACCCCUGACCCGGCCGGGAAGAUUUCGAGAGCUUGGCAACAUGGCUUCCCCGCCCCACCAGCAGCUGCUGCAUCACCACAGCACCGAGGUGAGCUGCGACUCCAGCGGAGACAGCAACAGCGUAAGGGUCAAGAUCAACCCCAAGCAGCUGUCCUCUAACAGCCACCCCAAGCACUGCAAGUACAGCAUCUCUUCCAGCUGUAGCAGCUCCGGGGACUCCGGGGGGCUUCCGCGGAGGGUGGGUGGCAGGAGCCGCCUGCGCAGGCAGAGGAAGCUGCCCCAGCUGUUCGAGAGGGCGUCCAGCCGAUGGUGGGAUCCCAAGUUCGACUCUGUGAACCUGGAGGAGGCCUGCCUGGAGCGCUGCUUCCCACAGACCCAGCGCCGCUUCCGGUAUGCACUCUUCUACGUGGGCUUCGCCUGCCUUCUCUGGAGCAUCUAUUUCGCUGUCCACAUGAGGUCCAAACUGAUUGUCAUGGUGGCCCCCCCUCUGUGCUUCCUGGUAGUGUGCGUGGGCUUUUUUCUGUUUACCUUCACCAAGCUGUACACCCGGCAUUACGCGUGGACCUCGCUGGCUCUCACCCUGCUGGUGUUCGCCUUGACCCUGGCUGCACAGUUUCAGGUUUUAACGCCUCUCUCAGGACACGUUGACAGCUCCAAUCGUACUCCCACAGCCAGGCCCGCAGACAUUUGCCUGUCUCAAGUGGGAAGCUUUUCCAUGUGCAUCGAAGUACUCUUUUUGCUCUACACCGUCAUGCACUUACCUUUGUACUUGAGCUUAUUUUUGGGAGUGGUCUAUUCAGUCCUUUUUGAGACCUUUGGUUUUCAUUUCCGAGAUGAAGACUGUUUCCCUUCUCCUGAAGCACGGGCCCUACACUGGGAAUUGCUGAGCCGCGCCCUGCUUCAUGUCUGUAUUCAUGCCAUUGGGAUCCACCUUUUUGUCAUGUCUCAAGUGAGGUCCAGGAGCACCUUUCUUAAGGUGGGACAAUCCAUCAUGCAUGGAAAAGAUCUAGAAGUAGAAAAAGCCCUCAAAGAGAGGAUGAUUCAUUCUGUAAUGCCAAGAAUCAUAGCUGAUGACUUAAUGAAACAGGGGGAUGAGGAGAGUGAGAAUUCUGUCAAGAGGCAUGCCACUUCCAGCCCCAAAAACAGGAAGAAAAAGUCCUCCAUACAGAAAGCUCCAAUAGCAUUCCGCCCUUUUAAGAUGCAGCAGAUCGAAGAAGUCAGUAUUUUAUUUGCAGAUAUUGUGGGCUUCACCAAGAUGAGUGCCAACAAGUCUGCUCAUGCCUUGGUGGGUCUCCUCAACGACCUGUUUGGUCGCUUUGACCGGUUGUGUGAGGAAACCAAAUGUGAGAAGAUCAGCACUCUGGGAGACUGUUACUAUUGUGUGGCAGGGUGUCCUGAGCCUCGAGCAGACCAUGCCUACUGCUGUAUCGAAAUGGGCUUAGGCAUGAUAAAAGCCAUUGAACAGUUCUGCCAAGAGAAGAAAGAAAUGGUGAACAUGCGUGUCGGGGUUCACACGGGGACUGUAUUGUGUGGCAUUUUGGGCAUGAGGAGGUUUAAAUUUGAUGUGUGGUCCAAUGAUGUAAACUUGGCCAAUCUCAUGGAGCAGCUGGGAGUGGCUGGUAAAGUUCACAUUUCUGAGGCCACUGCAAAAUACUUAGAUGACCGGUACGAAAUGGAAGAUGGGAAAGUUAUUGAACGUCUUGGCCAGAGUAUGGUUGCUGACCAGUUAAAAGGUUUGAAGACAUACCUGAUUUCGGGUCAGAGAGCCAAGGAGUCUCAUUGCAGCUGUGCAGAGGCCUUGCUUUCUGGCUUUGAGGCCAUUGACGGUUCACGGGUGUCCUCAGGCCCUAGGGGACAGGGGACAGCAUCAUCAGGGAGUGUCAGUGACUUGGCGCAGACUGUCAAAACCUUUGAUAACCUUAAGACUUGCCCUUCACGUGGAAUCGUGUUUGCUCCCAAAUCAGAAGGUGGUGCAGAAGGAGGAACUGUGCAAAACGGCUGUCAAGACGAGUCUAAGACCAGCACCAAGAUUUCUGGAGGACCUAGUUCCAAAGCUCAGAAUGGACUUCUGAGCCCUCCCCAAGAGGAGAAACUCACCAACAGUCAGACCUCCCUGUGUGAGAUCCUUCAGGAGAAGGGAAGGUGGGCAGGCGUGAGCUUGGACCAGUCAGCUCUUCUCCCACUGAGGUUCAAGAACAUCCGUGAGAAAACGGAUGCCCAUUUUGUGGAUGUUAUCAAAGAAGACAGCCUGAUGAAAGAUUAUUUUUUCAAGCCACCCAUUAAUCAGUUCAGUCUGAACUUCCUGGAUCAGGAACUGGAGCGGUCCUACAAAACCAGCUAUCAGGAAGAGGUCAUAAAGAAUUCUCCUGUGAAAACUUUUGCCAGUGCCACCUUCAGCUCCCUCCUGGAUGUGUUGCUGUCUACAACAGUAUUCCUGAUUCUCUCUGUCACCUGCUUCCUGAAGUAUGGAGCCACUGCCACGCCUCCCUCACCAGCUGCCCUGGCUAUCUUUGGUGCAGCCCUGCUGCUAGAAGUGUUGUCCCUUGUGGUGUCCAUCAGGAUGGUGUUCUUCCUGGAGGAUGUCAUGGUAUGCACACAGCGCCUGCUGGAGUGGAUUGCUGGCUGGCUACCUCGCCAUUGCAUCGGGGCUGUCCUGGUAUCCCUUCCUGCCCUUGCUGUCUAUUCACACAUCACUUCUGAGUUUGAGACAAACGUACAUUUCACUGUGUUCACCAGCUCAGCCGUGUUAGUGGCUGUCGUGCACUACUGUAACUUCUGCCAGCUCAGCUCCUGGAUGAGAUCUUCCCUUGCCACCAUCGUGGGGGCCGGGCCACUGCUUCUGCUCUACAUCUCCUUGUGUCCAGACAGUUCCAUAGUAAUUUCACCCCUUGAUGUGGCACAGAAUUUCAGUGCUGCAAGAAGCCCAUGUAACAGCUCACUGACACUGGACAGCAGGAGGCCAACCAGCCUUGUAGGUAAAGAGCUCAUCCUUGCCUUCUUCCUCCUACUCCUGCUGGUUUGGUUCCUGAACCGAGAGUUUGAAGUCAGCUACCGCUUGCACUACCAUGGGGAUGUGGAAGCAGACCUUCACCGUACCAAGAUCCAGAGCAUGAGGGACCAGGCUGACUGGCUGCUUAGGAACAUCAUACCCUACCACGUUGCUGAGCAACUAAAAGUCUCCCAGACUUACUCCAAGAACCAUGACAGUGGAGGAGUGAUCUUUGCCAGCAUUGUCAACUUCAGUGAGUUCUACGAGGAGAAUUACGAAGGGGGCAAGGAGUGCUACCGAGUCCUCAACGAGCUCAUUGGUGACUUUGAUGAGCUCCUGAGCAAGCCAGACUACAACAGUAUUGAGAAGAUCAAGACCAUUGGGGCCACAUACAUGGCGGCAUCGGGGCUCAAUACAGCCCAGUGCCAGGAGGGCAGUCAUCCGCAGGAGCACCUGCGUAUCCUGUUUGAGUUUGCCAAGGAGAUGAUGCGUGUGGUGGAUGACUUCAACAACAACAUGCUGUGGUUCAACUUCAAGCUCAGGGUUGGCUUUAACCAUGGGCCACUCACAGCAGGUGUCAUUGGCACCACCAAGCUGCUCUAUGAUAUUUGGGGGGACACCGUCAACAUUGCCAGCAGGAUGGACACCACUGGGGUAGAGUGUCGAAUCCAGGUGAGUGAGGAGAGCUACCGUGUGCUGAGUAAAAUGGGCUAUGACUUUGACUACCGUGGAACAGUGAAUGUCAAGGGGAAAGGGCAGAUGAAAACCUACCUUUACCCAAAGUGUGUGGAUAAUGGGGUGGUGCCACAGCACCAGCUUUCCAUCUCCCCAGACAUCCGAGUCCAGGUGGAUGGCAGCAUCGGACGGUCUCCCACAGAUGAGAUUGCCAACCUGGUGCCUUCUGUCCCAUAUUCAGACAAGACAUCCCUGGGCUCAGAUGACAACACCCCAGCCAAGGACACACACCUGUAUUCUAAGAGGCCCUGGAAAGAGCCCAUCAAAGUGGAAGAAAGGUGUCAGUUUGGUAAAGCCAUAGAGAAGGAUGACUGUGAAGACAUGGGAAUGGAAGAAGCCAAUGAACUCACCAAACUCAACGUCUCAAAGAGUGUGUAAGGCAGCACUGAAAGCUGCCUGAGGUGCUCUGUUCAUUGAAACACAAUAAUAUUUGUAUUUGGCUGUUGUGCUUUUAAGCGCCACAGUUUUUGUCCCUAGACGUGGUAUUAUGUGGUCAUUUCAACCCUAAAUUCUGUGUGGAUCACAGUUAUUCAGGGCUCAUUUUCAUCCAUUUCUUCUUUACUUUGCUCCCUUCCCUGAAAACCAGCCCCCUUGGGGUACUCCGUUCAGCCAUGUGGAGGAGAACAAGUGCCUUCAGGGUUGGCCUUGGCCUCAAGUCUAGGAUUGAGGCCACAGGUAGAAUUAUGGCUCUUUUUGGGUAUUAUUUGACUUUUAAGCAAAAGCUGUGUUUAAGAUACCAUUUUUUAUUGCCUUUUCUCACAAGACACUUGGUGGGGGGGGGUCAUACAAUGUUUUUGUUUUAUUUUUUCUGUAUAUGUAAUAGUGUUUCCCAGUUACCUGACCUUUCUAAGUAAGCACAUACACGCACACACAUUGCAUUUAUGACUCUGAUAUAAAGUGCCAGUAACUCACUGGGGAGGCGAGAGGAAGAAGGGUGAGGGAACCUCAAGGCCCUCCUCCCCACGCUCCCCAGAGCACCCAGGCCCUCUCCUGUGGGGGCUGUAGGUGGACCACACACCCAACACUGUGGGGUUUCUGGGGUUCACCUGUGUGCAGGCCAAGAUUUCAAAUGUUCACCAGGCACAGAGCUUGUAAGCCCAGGCCUCAGGUAUCUCAAAGCCGUUUUUCAUCCUGACCCUGCUCCAAGGGGUCUUCUAGUUGGGAAUGAAGGUGUCUUGGAAGCUGACUUGUCUGAGGGGAGAACUCAAAUGUCUGAGGGGUGUGUUUAUUUAUUUAUUUAUUUAUCAGUAUGUAUGUGUUUUGGGGAAGGGUGCUGGAUCAUUUUGGUGGAGGGAAAUAAGCUGGAGUGGAGGGCAGGCCAGUUCACAAAGGGCACAGAUGUAUGACAAGCUGUCCCUUCAUGUUUCAGCCACUGGGGGCCACAUUGCCCUAGGUGCUCCCCCUUGUUGAGUUCCAAAUCAAAACCAGCAGGCUGGUAGAGACGGUGUCUUGGCCUCUAUAAAUUCAAAGUUUCUUCAUUCUUUCCCACACUCCAAUUGCACAGGCUGGUCUGUGGCAGAAUUUAAUCUCAUGAGCCAAGUCCAGCCAAUUGAGAGGGGCUUCUUAGCUGUACAGAACCAUCUGUACACAAAUGGCAGAGGAAACUCAAGGAAAAUCAGUCACUGCUCUUGGUUGCCACUUCUGCUUUUGUGUGUGUGAUUUGCCACAUUGAGCCUGAAAUUUAUGUCCAAUGGCACACAGGCUACAGUUGUUCUCUCUUAGUUAUUUUCCAGGUGAUGCUGGCGUGCAGCCCAGGAUACAACUGAGGACUAGCUCUGUAUCUGUUGGAGUUCUUCAUACAGUUCCCCAAGUGUGUUCUUUCAUUGGUAAACCUCACUGUAUACUUUCCACUUCUUCAUUUAAGUCCCUUCAUUACUCCUUCCCAAAGAAAAGAGAUUCUUCCGUUUCUGGCAUGAUGACAUCUUGAUUCUGGUCAGCCACUUCCCCGGGGGGGAAAUCUGACAUGGCCAUCUGGCAGCACACAGUGGUCUCAGAAUUGAGAACUUUCUCAGUGACUGCGAGCUUUUCCUUCAGGUUUGACUGUCAGUUUGUUGGUCUUCCAACUCCGAAGAAAAUAUGGUUAUGACAAUACCUCUUGCUUCUGAAGAAUGUAUUCUUAUAAAACACCACAGAUUUUUUUUUCUUAUAAAACACUACCUGAUGCUUUCCUUGUGCUAAGAAUUAUGGGCAUGUUGAAUUUUAUACCAUCAGUAUUAUGUGAGUGUUGUCCUCUCCUCUGCCUUCCAUCUCCGGGCUGCAUAGCUUUUAGGGGCUGGUAGAUUGCUCAUGUUUUUGCUGUCUCGCUCAAAAUAUGCUCUACCAAGUUCAUCUCUGCACACACUUUUCCCCCAUCAUGCUGUUUUCCUUCCCCUACCACAGAGGUGUUUGUGAUCCCUCUCCCAAUGUGGAACCCCAGAGCUGCAAACUGACCGGAGAGAAGCAUUAACCUCGGGUGGUCUGGUUCAGCAUUGUACCAAUGGAGUGUCUGACAAAGGGCAGCUCAUCAUACGGAGGAUAAAUGGUUUUUUAAAACACCCUGAGCCUUCCUAGAGAACCAGUGCAGAUGUGCUCUUGGGGCCUUGUGACCCCUGGGACUUUCCCAGCUCCCUGCUCUGAAGCAUACCUCAUUGAAGAACCACAGAAUCUCGUGGCACACCUGCCAUGCAUCUCAGUCUGUCAGCAUUGAACAAGUAGUUGUUGCUGGAUGCAGAUGGGCUUCUAGGCAGUGGGCUCAAAUGCUGCAGGUGGCAAUACUUCUUAGGAACCUAGGGCAGGAAGCAAUACUUCAGAAUUGAAUGUGUGUAAAUAGUUGCUUUGAAUUGCAAUUGCUAUUUUCUUCUCAACCCCAGAUCAAAUUUUAUAUAUCUGUAUGAUCAACAAGCACACAUAAUUUUAUCAGUGCAAAUAAAUGUAGAGCAUCAGUUAUGAAAUCCUUAUAUCACUUGAAGAGUCCCACAGAUUGUGCCACACCUGCGCAUGGCUCCUUCAACGCUGACUUCACUGGUUGGGGCUGCACCUGCACAUUUGCACAUGAUGUGGAGAGUUCAAGGCAGCGUGCAACCCAUUACCUGGGCUGUAAUCACUUGUAGUUUAAAGAUACAUCUGCAUUUGAAUUUCUAGAUUUCUGAGGUAAGCAUUUUUUUGAUCAGUUGUUUCAGAAAAUCACAUCUUGCCUAGAAUCUGAAAUUAAAUUAAGGAGAACCAACUGUUUGCAUUUUCCACAUUUUGUUUGCUCUGCUCUUUUAAAAUGGUUAAUUCUAAGAACUUCAAAAUGCAUUCACUGAAAAAAAUGGACAUUAAAAUGUUCUAAAAUCUAA
This is a messenger RNA of Cavia porcellus (domestic guinea pig), 7360 nucleotides long. It is a transcript of the gene Adcy9, whose product is annotated as adenylate cyclase 9. The record is from RefSeq and is a predicted model, not a curated record. Gene Ontology annotation, biological process: cyclic nucleotide biosynthetic process; adenylate cyclase-activating G protein-coupled receptor signaling pathway; intracellular signal transduction. Gene Ontology annotation, cellular component: plasma membrane. Lineage: Eukaryota; Metazoa; Chordata; Mammalia; Rodentia; Caviidae. The transcript is spliced from 10 exons. Bases 360 to 4421 code for a protein of 1353 amino acids. Gene Ontology annotation, molecular function: adenylate cyclase activity.